Messenger RNA from Peniophora sp. CBMAI 1063, 1416 nucleotides. The record is from the annotation of a GenBank genome assembly. NCBI's taxonomy places the organism in Eukaryota, Fungi, Basidiomycota, Agaricomycetes, Russulales, Peniophoraceae.
AUGAGAACCUCUGUACCUGCCAGUACAUAUGGCAAUAAGGGUAUUGCGGAAGAUGGAGACUCAGGGAGCGCCUUUUGGCACCUAUUUCUACGGGGCAUCGACAAAAGGCAGGAGAAGCUUGCCCGCUACAACAAGACUGCCAUGACCAGUUUGUUGACCUUUGCAGGUCUUUUCGCCGCCACUGUCGCGGCGUUUUUGGUGGACGGCUACAAGUCUCUUUCGCCCGACCCGAACAUCCAGGCGUUUACGACGGCGCUCAACCAUACGAAUGCGCUCCUGGCUCAGCUCGUACAGUCAUCAAGUCUGAAGCCGGCGGUGGCCGCUGAUCCCGCGGCCUUUCAUGCCCCCCGAGUCAACGUCGUAUUCAACACGCUUUGGUUUUGUGCUCUCCUCCUCUCCCUCCUGUGCGCGCUAUUGGCCACGCUUGUCUUGGACUGGAUGGCUGAGCCUAUUGAGAUCAUCGACUUACGCGCACCGGAGACCUUGGAGCAAUACGCGCUCAAACGCUUGGGCUCAUUCAUGGGCAUCCGCCGGUACGGCUUGGAUCGCUUAUCGACGGCAGUUGUCGGUCUGAUGCAUCUGGCCGUGAUAGUGUUUCUUAUCGGGCUAUCGAUGUUCCUGUUCACCACCAACUCGGUUAUCUUCCUCGUCGUGGCGAUUGGCUCCGGCCUUGCUUCAGGGUUCUACCUCCUUGCCAGCCUGGCACCGAUGCUGGACAAGGAUUGCCCUUAUCGCACGCCUUUGACAUACUUCUUCCUCAUCUUUCUGAGCACCUUUGGCGCACUCAUAUUGAGCAUCAUCAUAUACAUUGCCAUCGUGAUAUCUUCCAUAGGAAACUGGAUUCACGACAGGAAGAUCGUCCUCCGCGACAUAACACUGCGACACCUGUGGCAUGUUAUGAAAAGGAAUACUGCUCUGAUGCCACUCCUUUCACAUCUAUUCAAGUCCUGGUUCAAAGGCGAAUCUGCAGCGGAACGCCAUGACAUCGUCCACCGUAACUACCACCCGUCGCGCGGUCGAACGACGCUAUCUGUCAAAGAGCUGCUGUACGUGACGACAUACACGGAUCUUCUGCAGAAUCCGAGAACCGCUCAGUACAUGGCUCGAAGACUGUUUGACAUGGAGCGCGAGGGCAUUGCUGAAUACAUCGCUCAGCUUCGCGAACACCGCUCAAUGGUAGCGAGGCUGGUCUCAGCGUUUAAUCGCGUCGACUCUCCACAAGAUGCCAUCGGCUCAGUUCGCCUCUUGCAGAUGCUGCUACUGGCGGACGACCCAGCCCGUGUCACCAGCAGUCACGACGAGGUUGCGAAACGCGAGGAUGCACGCUGGAAACAACUGCGCGCCCGUUUGAACGCGGCUUGCUCGUUUGCACGUUUGAACGCCCGUCGUCCGUUCGAACGCGGCUUGCCCGUUUGA